Messenger RNA from Chenopodium quinoa (quinoa), 1073 nucleotides. Its product is annotated as glutathione S-transferase F13-like. Gene Ontology annotation, molecular function: glutathione binding; glutathione transferase activity. Gene Ontology annotation, cellular component: cytoplasm. The record is from RefSeq and is a predicted model, not a curated record. Bases 103 to 759 code for a protein of 218 amino acids. The transcript is spliced from 3 exons. NCBI's taxonomy places the organism in Eukaryota, Viridiplantae, Streptophyta, Magnoliopsida, Caryophyllales, Amaranthaceae.
UUACUUGUAGAUACACACUAAUCAAAAUUCCAUACUAUCAUUAUAUAUUCUCUCACUUUCUUAUACACUCUCUUACUCUCUCUUUUCUCUUUGGCAAUAAUAAUGGGUGUGAAGGUGUAUGGACUCCCAAUAUCAACAUGCACAGCCACAGUUUUGACUUGUUUGCAUGAAAAAGAAGUUGAGUUUGAGCUUCUUCUUGUUGAUCUCUUUGUUGCUGAGCACAAACAACCUCCUUUCCUCUCUAAAAAUCCAUUUGGGCAGAUCCCAGUGCUUGAAGAUGAUGAUCUUACUUUGUUCGAAUCUCGAGCAAUCUCAUCAUACAUAGCAGAGAAAUACAAGGACAAUGGAACAACAGAUCUCCUAAGACAAGGAGACCUAAAAGAAGCAGCAAUAGUUAAAGUAUGGAUGGAAGUAGAAGCACAUCAAUACAACCCUGCAAUUCAACCAAUCAUAUACCAAUACUUUGUGGCUCCAAUACAAGGCAAAACUCCUGAUCAAACAAUCAUCGACGAUAAUCUUGAUAAACUUGGUAAACUACUUGACAUCUACGACGAAAAGCUAAGGUCUACCAAGUACUUAGCUGGGGAUUACUACACCUUAGCAGAUCUUCAUCAUCUUCCUUACACUCAUUAUUUCAUGACUACUCCUUUUGCUACGUUAAUUGAUAGCCGCCCUAAUGUUAAGGCUUGGUGGGAGGAUAUUUCUUCUAGACCGGCUUUUAAGAAAGUUUCUGAAAAUAUGAAAUAUGGGGAGAAUUAAAUUAGUUAUAAUACAAAGUUUGGGGGAAUUUAAUUAUUUCUAAGAACAAUUGAUUUAUACUUGUUUAAGUGAGUAAUGUUGAGAUGAUCUAAUGAAUGUUGCAAAUUUUUGUUUGGUAAAAUGUAAACUUUUUUUUUUUUUUUUUUAAAUAUAAUUUAUAGUUUAAUGUUGUUAUUAAUUACUUUUAUUUCUCUUUGAUUUCAUAAAUAAAUAUACCUACUUUGGUUGAAUGAUUAAUUGUACCAUAGUUUUAUUUUCAUAUUUCAUAUGUACCCAGCUUUUGAUGUACCCAUCUGCUUUUUUUUAGGAUAAUA